This is a messenger RNA of Hypanus sabinus (Atlantic stingray), 11189 nucleotides long. RefSeq names its product epithelial cell adhesion molecule-like. Bases 338 to 1372 code for a protein of 344 amino acids. The record is from RefSeq and is a predicted model, not a curated record. NCBI's taxonomy places the organism in Eukaryota, Metazoa, Chordata, Chondrichthyes, Myliobatiformes, Dasyatidae. The transcript has 9 exons. Gene Ontology annotation, cellular component: membrane.
AGGUAUUGUACCCUAGACGGCUGACGAUUGCUGCAAGUGUGAUCUGAGCGAGGGCUUAGAACACCCCAGUACAUCUGUAGAAGUGUUUUCAGAGUGUUUGAACCUCCUUAACCUUCUAUCAAAGUAAAGGUGCUGUCGGUGCCAGCCCGUGCCUGCUCCCAGUUUUUGAUAUUGUUCAUGCCUUGCAGGUGUAACAACAAACCGGGGCUGUUAAACUUAAACCAGCUGAGUUUAUCUGGCUGACUUAACCUUCCCCCAGAGCUGAAGGCACUCUGUUCACUAGCUCCUCAGACUCCGUGAGGAGGCAUCGAGGCUUGCCAUUUCUACCACAGCCCCAAUGCAAGAGGCACAGAACAUGGGCAGAGAUAGCUGCCUGCUUCUCGUGGCAGUGUUGAUGGGUCAUCUCUGCACUAAUUCUGCUAUACCAGAUGACGAGUGCCCCGAUGCCUCUCCUGCCCGGGAGAACUGUGAGUUUGACGAGGUGUGCGAGGACGCCAGCUGCAAGUACAACCAGUACGUGACCUGCCACCUCAACCGGUGUGGAACCUGCGAGGCCGUCUUCCGAGGCUUCGACAACCUGACGGUCAACUGCAACCAGUUGACGCCCAAAUGCCGCCUGCUGCGCCUGGAGAUGCUUCACAAGAGCCGGACAGCCAGCAGGCAGCCGGGCGGGAGGAGGGUCAACGACCUGUACGACCCCGAGUGCGAGAGGAACGGCACCUUCAAGGCCAAGCAGUGCGACGACUCCAACCUCUGCUGGUGCGUGGACAGCGCGGGGGUCAGGGUCACCGACAAGACCGGUGACGACCCCAAGUGCGGCCAGCUCAUCCGAGUCCACCUCAUUCAGAUCGAUUUCAGCUUCAAAGUCGAGUUUGUCUUCCUGAAGAUGAAGGAGGCAGCUGUUCGACGGAAGGUGGCCAUCAAGUUGGUGAAAGAGUACACUCUGAAGGCUACGCAGAUCCUAGAGAUCACGGUCCACGAGUUGUCCAGAGAGAUCUGCAUCCGGCUGAGUGAGAACGGGACCAAAGAUCCUGCCGACAUCUCCACUGUGGCAUACUACAUCGAGAGGGACCUGAAGACGAACAGGUUCACUCUGGAAGUGGACGGGAAGAGCUUGCAGGUGGAGAGGGAGUCAGUCCAGGUUUGGUUCUUUGACAACGAGCCUCCCCGGAUCAACAUGAAGUCCAUCUCGCCGGGCUUUGCAGCCAUCAUCAUCAUCAUUGCGCUGGCCAUUCUAACUGGGAUCGCAGUGUUUGUUGUGGUCAGAAGGAGAGCAAAGGAGGACUGGCAGAGGAUCCAAUUUGAAGUGAUUGAGCAGGGCCAGGAGUUGGAGCACCACCAGCUGGCUCAGAGGAUGGGUUUAGCACGUUAACCCUUGAGAAAUUAACUCGACCUUUUGGAUUCUCAGAACCAAGUCUUGCUUUUUGUAGCACCCAAGACCUUUUGUAGCUUCAGCAAGAGCCUCGAUUGUCACUCGUAUUGAUGAUCAAACUCCAGCAGAACAGAUCUAAAGAAGGUUGUGACCAAUGUCUCCAUUGCCAAGAAGCUUAGACAUCUUGCAGAUUAUUUAAUUAAACUGUUGUGAAGAUCUAUGUAGGGAUUCAGGUUCCUCACCCCAUGCACUCAUGUUUUUUUGAGCGAGACAUUUACUGGUUCCUGCUCUUUGCGGGUGAAAAUUCUCUUCUGGAGGGGCAGUAUUGGGCAAGUUUCCCACUCAUGCUAUGAAAUGGAAAAAUAAGGUUGGUUAUAAAUUCCUUCAGAGCUGCUCCGCAGUGCCAUAGAAGUCCUGAAUAAGCACGGAUUUCCUCCAGUGGGCAGAGAGCGCCUCCGGGAGACUUCUGGCUGAGAUAUUUCAACAUGAUAUGUGCUACAUUUUGUUUAAUAAUUGUUUUAAUCACUGUAAAAGGGCCUAUUAUGUGAUAAGUGUAGAUGCCAAUUUGUGAAAUAAAGACCAACAUAAAGGUCAAAAGUGCAGUCUUGGUACUUGAAGCACUCAGACUGCAGGGUUUAGCAGGAACUCAUCAAAAACAAAUGGGCUGUGAAAUUGGUGCCAGUUUGAGUUAAGUGAUGGUAAUGAGUCUAUUUAAAUACAGUGUUAACAUUAAAAGACAUUCACUACUCAUGAAAUGCACCUCUUUCACAUUGUAGAUUAUUUCAGUCAUCCCAAGGACAUUUCUAACAAAAUUAUGUGUCCUGGUUUCCACUGAACAUUUGUAAGAUUUUUAGAGUCAAACAAAAAUUACAAUGUAUCUCUCUAGGUCAGUCCCUUCCCACCUACAUCCAUGGUACUUCACAUGCUCUUGAUCUCAACAACUUUAAAUUCCUAGCCCUGAUUGCCUCAUUUUCACUAAGGAUGUCCAGUCCCCUGUACACUUCUAUCCUCCCCCCCCCCCACCCCAUUAAGAAGGCCAUAUAGCUCUUUGCCUGUCAACAACAGACCCUGACCAGUUCCCCUCCACCAGCACCCUCCUGUGUCUGGUACAACUGGUCCUCAACUUGAACAAUUUCACUUUCAGCUCCUCUCACUUUCUCCAAUCUUGAGGUGCAGCCAUGAGCACCCGUGUGGACCCCAGCUAUGCCUGCCUUUUCUUUGGCUACAUAGAACAGUCCAUGUUCGAAGCCUUCAUCGGAAAUGCGCCCCAACUCUUCCUUUGCUACACUGACGACUGCAUUGGUGCUACUUCAUGCACCCAUGCUGAGCUCGUCAAUUUCAUCAACUUUGCCUCCAACUUCCACCCACUUAAAUUCACUUGGUCCAUUUCUGACACCUCCCUCCCCUUUCUCAAUCUCUCUAUCUCCAUUUCUGGAGACAAACUAUCUACCGAUAUCAUUUACAAAUCUACCAAUGCCACUGUUAUCUUGACUACACCUCACCCUGUUUCCUGGAAAAGUGCUAUUCCUUUGUCUCCACAAUAUCUGUUGCCAGGACUAGGCUUUCCUUUCCAGGACAUUAGAAAUAUCAUCUUCAAAGAAUGGGGUUUCCUUUCCUCCUCCAUUGAUGCUGCCCUCACCCACAUUUCUUCCAUUUCCCCCCAUCAGCACUUACCCCAUCUUUCUACCACCUCUACAGGGAAUAGAGUUCCUCUUGUCAUCCCAUGAGCCUUUGCAUCCAACACACCAUUCUCCGCAACGUAUGCCAUCUUCACUUCUUUACCUCUCCCCCUCACCCCAUACUCUGCUUUCCCCAGGGAUUGCUUCCUCUGUGAUUUCCCUGUCCAUUCGAACCUCCCCACUAAUCUUCCUGGCACUUAUCCCUGCUGUGGCAGAAGUGCUACACACCUAUUCACUUUCUUUCUUACCUCCAGGUGAGGCAACACUUCGCCUGUGAAUCUGUUUGGGUCUUCUAUUGUGCCCAGUGCUCCUGAUGUGGCCUCUAUAUUGGUGAGACUCAAAGUAGGCUGGGAGACCCGUUUUGUCAAGCACCUUAGCUCCAUCUGCAAAAAACAGUAUUUCCUGGAGCAAACCAUUUUAAUUCCCAUUCCGGCAUGCCAGUCCAUGGCCUCCCCUCUGUCAUGAUGCCAUUCUCAGGUCGCUCAUUCUGACUCAGUAGCCUCCAUCCUGAUGGUAUGAAUGUCAUUUUCUCUGACCUCCAAUAAUUUUUCCCUCCUCCCCAUUUUCUCUUUUUCAAUUUUCUAUUCCCACUCUCACCUCUUUUCCUCACCUGCUUACCAUCCUCCCCCAGCACUCCUCUUGGUUCCCUUUUUCCCAUGGUUCACUCUCCUCUCCUUUCAGAGUUUUUUCUCUAGCCCUUUACCUUUUCCACCUAUCACCCCCUCGCUUGUACUCCUUCCCCUCCCCCACUUAUUCAGGCUUCUUCCCAUUUCUUUUCCAGUCCUGAUGAGGUGAAGGGUCUCGGCCUGAAACGUUUAUUCCUUACGCCGCCAGACAUACUGAGUUCCUUCAGUAUUUUCUCUGUGUUGCAAGGAAGUACGCAGAAGCUUUAGUGAGGGUGCAGAAGAAACUUACCAGGGUGCUGCCUGGAUUAGAGUGCAUGUCUAUUGUGACAGCCAGAGGCUUUUUCCCAUGGCAGAAAUAGCUAAUACGAGGGAGCAUAAUUAUAAGGUAAUUAGAGAAAUGUACGGGGGGGGUGGUAAUAUUAGAGAUAGUUUCCCCCCCACAUAGAGAGUGGUGGCUGCAUGAAACGUGCUGCCGGAGAUAGAUACAUCAGAGCUAUUUAAGAAACUCUUAGGUAGGCAAAUGGAUGAUAGAAAAAUGGAGGGCUAUGUGGGUAAAAUUGAUCUUAAAAUAAGUUAAAGAGUUAGUGCAACAUUUUGGGCUGAAGGGCCUGUACUGUACUUCCAUGCUAAGAAAAUACCUGUCAGGAGCGUUCCUUCCACAAGUACACAGACCUGCACCAGGUAGAAAUGUGGGACUGAGGUCCUAUCUUACAGAUGAGUGGUUAAAACAAAUCCUCUCUUGUGUUCAGAGGAAGCCUAGGGGAUGUGUACCAGACUAAUACUUAUGAGUGACUGUGUUAUGAAGAAAGAUUGGGUAGGCUAUGUCAGAGAAAGGGGGGGUGACGCAGUGGGAGAGAAUGACUGAAGUGAGACAUAGAAACAAAUUUAGACCAUGGGACGAAUCUCAUGUGGAUAGGGUGGGGAAGAAAGCUUUUGGUAUGCUGGCCUUUAUAAAUCAGAGCAUUGAGUAUAGCAGUUGGGAUGUAAUGUUAAAAUUGUACAAGGCAUUAGUGAGGCCAAAUUUGGAGUAUUGUGUACAGAUCUGGUCACUGAAUUAUAGGAAAGAUGUCAACAAAAUAGAGAGAGUACAGAGGAGAUCUACUAGAAUGUUACCUGGGUUUCAGCACCUAAGUUACAGAGAAAGAUUGAACAAGUUAGGUCUUUAUUUUUUGGAGCGUAGAAAGUUGAGGGGGGACUUGAUAGAGGUAUUUCAAAUCAUGAGGGGGAUAGAUAGAGCUGACAUGGAUAGGCUUUUUCCAUUGAGAGUAGGGGAUAUUCAAACAAGAGGACUUGAGUUGAGAGUUAGGGGACAAAAGUUUAGGGGUAACACAAGGGGGAACUUCUUUACUCAGAGAGUGGUAGCUGUGUGGAACGAGCUUCCAGUAGAAGUGGUAGAGGCAGGUUUGACAUUGCCAUUUAAAAAAAAAAAUUGGACAGGUAUAUGGACAGGAAAGGAAUGGAGGGUUACAGGCUGAGUGCAGGUCAGUGGGACUAGGUGAGACCAAGCGUUCGGCACGGACUAGAAGGGCCGAGGUGGCCUGUUUCCGAGCUGUAUUUGUUAUAUGGUUAAUUAUUCAGCAUGGACUAGAUGGGCCAAAGAUCUGUUUUUGUGUUGUAGGGCAGAAAGUUCUGUGAGAUGGGCAGAGAAAAGUUUUUAGGCAGAGAAUGGUGGGUGACCGGAAAAGAACUAUCAGGUUAGUGAUAGUGAGCUAGUGAGGUUUAAGAGGCUGUUAGAUACAGGAAUCUGCAAGCAGAAGGGAUUAGAUUAAUUUGGCAACACAUAGAAAAUACUGGAGCAACUCAACAAAUCUAUGGAGGGAACAGUCAACGUUUUGGACUGAGAUCCUUAAUCAGGACCGUUUAAUUCUGCACUGUGUUUGGCACAGACAUCAUGGGCCGAAGGCCUGUUCUUAUGCUGGGCAUGUUCUAUGAGAGAAUUUAGAACCAAGGACACUGUUUAAAAUUAGAGUUUUCCUCAAAGACAGAAACAAGGCACUGUUCAUUCUCUGAGGGUCAUCUGCUUCUACUGCCUUUUGUGGAGGAGAAUCUUUAACUAUUUUUAAGGCAUUGGUAGUUAAACACUUUGUGAAAUGUCUAGAACCCAACUCCAGCCUCCAACUCAACCUCACUCCCAACAAACCAGGCAGCACGUAGUGCAGUAGGCAGUAGGUUAAUGCAUUGCUUUACAGUGCCAGCUGUCGCUGAUCUGGGUUCAAUUCCCGCUGCUGUCUGUAAGGAGUUUCUACGUUCUCCCUGUGACUGCGAGGGUUUCCUCCAGGUGCUUCAGUUUUUUCCCGCAUUUCAAAGUACGGGUUAGGCUUAGUGAGUUGUGGGAAAGCUAUGAUGGCACCACACGGGGGCUGCCCAGCACACUCCUCUCAGAUUUUGUUUGUCAUUAAUGAUACAUUUCACUGGAUGUUUCAAUGUACAAGUGACAAAUAAAACUAAAAGCAAAAAAGGCUAAAAAAAAACCAGAGCAAAGCCACAUACUCUGUAUCUUCAAACAUCACUGAAACCAGCCCUGUAUACAUCAAGUCUAUUUCCAUUUACACCAGUCCCAUUUUAUCUUCAUAAUUUCCCUCAAAAUCCUCCGAUUUUACCACUCUUUUACACACUGGGACACUUUACCAAUCUGCGUGUCUUUAAGAUGUGGGAGGAAACCUGUGCGGUACAGCCAGAAUGUGGGAACUCCACUCUGCUAUCACUCAAUGUCAGGAUAGACAUGGGAAAGCAGCAUCCAUCUUCAGGGACCUCCACAACUCCAGGUCAUGCUCUACUCACUUUUGCUACCAGGAAGAAUUUCAGAACUCACACCACCUGGUUCAGGAACAGUUACUAGCCUUCAACCAUCAGGCUCACUUUCAAGAGCUCUUCAUCUUAUGUUCUUGAUAUUUAUUGUUUAUUUAUUUAAUAUUACUUUUUACUUUUGUAUUUGCAGUUUGCUCUUUUGCAUACUAGCUGAACAGCCAAGUAGGGUGCUGACUUUCAUUCACUCUAUUAUGAUUAUUGGAUUUACUGUGCAUCCCUCCAAAAACAAACCCCAGGGUUGUAUAUGUACUUCAAUAAAUUUGUUUGGAACUUUGAACCUGGGUCACAGGAGCUCCACCUGCUGCCACUGUGCUCCCACGGGUUGAUAUGCUUCAGCUACUUUGAAAUUCUCUCCCUUAAUCCCUUUGAACAAUUGCCCUUGUCAAUCACUGCCAUUUACCUUCACCUCUGACCCCUGAACUCUUCCACUGCAUUGUAAAUAUUCAAGCUGUUAGUUCAGCACUGAAAACCAUGUCAAACAUUAACAGACCUCCUCUAACACGUCCCUUAGGCUAAGCCUCAAUGAGGACCAGCACAAUCAGCAUCUCCAAAAGCACAGGCUUCACGUUAACAGUGUUCUGCUUUGUAGUUACAAUAAUUAACAAAGGUCAGCUUUCAGGAUUCAUUAGCAAGUUUAAUGACUUAAAAGUCAUAUCGCACUUUACGUGAGCCUAACAUUUUAUUAAUUGUCGCUUUGCCCAUAACCACAAGAAAUUACAGAAAAUUGUGGACACAUUUUAGUAGGCCAGAUUAGAUUAAUUUUACUUGUCAUAUGUAUUAUGCCUUGGAAAGGUAUUCAUCCCCCUUUGCCCAAGACUUAGUCGAACCACCUCACAGCUAUUACAGCCAGCAGUCAUUUUGGAUAAGUCUCUAUUAGCUUUGCAUAACGUAAUGGAGCAAGAUAUACCCAUUUCUCCUUGCAAAAUUGCUCAAGUUGUGUCAGGUCAGUUGGGGAGUGGUGGUGGUGGACAGCAAUCUUGAGGUCUCGCCAGAGAUGUUUGAGUUAAGGUCAGGACUCUGACUGGGCCAGUCAAGGACAUUAAUUUUCUUCAUCUGAAGCCACUCUGUAGUUGCUCUUACAGAGUGCUUUGGGUCAUUGUCCUGCUGAAAGAUCAACUUACUUCCCGGUUUAAGCUUUCUGGCAGGUUUUUAUCCAGGACCUCUGUAUUUUGCAGGAUUCAUCUCCCCAUCAAUCCUGACCAAAUUUCCAGUUCCUGCUGCUUAAAAGCAUCCCCAUAGCAUGAUGCUACCUCCACCAUACUUUACCCUAGGGAUGAUGUUACCUGGUUGAUGUGCAGUGUUAGAUUCAUGCCACAAGUACCACUUAGUGUUGAGGCCAGAAAGUUCCAAUUUAGUCACAAGACCUUCUUCCAAUCUUUACAGUAUCUUCUAAGUGACACUUUGCAAAGUGUUUACAGGCAAGGAUAUGCUUUUUCUUUAGCCAGGGCUUCUUCCUUGCCACUCUUCCAUAAGUACUGAUAUUUCUGAAAGGCCUUAGAGAUUGUGGAGCCAUGAACUUCAUCUCUAGUUGCAGGCAGACUUUAGCAGCUUACUCACCAGAGUCAUUAACUGUUGGCAUCACAACAGCCUCUCUUUCAAAUGCCAUUCUUCUCCAGCAACUGAGUUGAGGGGCAGCCUUACCAAGGCAGUGUGACUGCAGCUUCAUGUUUUUCCACUUUUUCGUGAUAGUCUUUCUUGAAUUUCGAUGUGCAGUAUUUUCCAAAGCCUUAGAGAUGGUCUUGUACCCAUCCCCAGAUUUGUGGUUUUCAUAUCAUUUCUCUGACUUGUCCUGAAUUCUCUUUUGUCUUCAUUUUGGUUUGAUCUGUUGAAAAUCUACUACACUGUUGGACCUUACAGAGAGAGGUGAUUAUCCAAUUCUCUACUUCAACAAAUUGAAUGAGUUGGUAAGGUAAUAUAUUGCACCCGAGGAACGUCAGUAUUGUUAUUACAAAAGGGAUGAAUACUUUUCAGUCUCAAUUUUGUUUUUUAAUUUUUAGUAAACUGGAAUUUUUCUUUUGAUUUGACUUGAUGCACAAUGCUUUGUAGAUUAGCUAAAAAAAAUCCUACAAUAUAUUUUAAAUUCAGAAUAUGAGACAGUAAAAUGUGAAAAUAGUUGUGGGGGCUGAAUACCUUUUCAAGGCAUUGUACAUCGAAACAUCCAGCAAAAUGCGAUGUUUGCGUCAAAUCAAAUCAGUGAGGAUUGCAAGUGUUGCCAUGCUUCUGACACCAAUAUAUCAUGUCUACAACUCACUAACCCUUAUGUCUGUGAAAUGUAGGAGGAAACCUGUGUGGUCAUGGGGAAAACAUACAACUCCUUAAAGGCAGCAGUGGGAAUUGAACCCUGAUCAAUGAUUGUUGGCACUGUAAAGCAAUGUGAUAACUGCUAUGCUAGUGUGUCACCCACCAAAACCAGCCUUUCCUCCAUGGACCCUAUCUGCACUUCUCACUGCCUCAGUAAAACAGCCAACAGAAUGAAGGACCCCACCAACCCCAAUCUCUUCUCCCCUCUCCAUCAGACAGAAAUACAAAAGUCUAAUGCAUGCAACACCAGGCUGAAGAACAGCUUUUAUCUGUCAUCAGACUCUACCUCAUUAUGGUUCUUAUAGCCUGCUGUCUGCUUGCACUGUACUUUCUCUGUAACUACAACACCUUUAUUGUUUUUCCCCUUAUAAUACUUAAAUGCAUUGUUGUAAUGUAAUACUCUGUAUUGACAGCAUGCAAAAAUGUUUUCACUGUACCUUGGUACAUAUUGAGGGACCCCAACAGUCCUUCCAGAUGAGGCAACACUUCACCUGCAGACCUGCUGGGGGUCAUCUAUCGUGCCCGGUGCUCCCGAUGCAGCCUCCUCUACAUUGUGAGACCCGUUGUAAAUUAGGGGUCCGCUUUGUCGAACACCUCCCCUCUAUUUGCUAAGAGCGGAACUUCAUGGUAGCCAAAUGUUUUAAUUCAGAUUCCCAUUCCAACGUGUCAGUCCGUGACCUUCUCUUGUGCCACAAUGAGGCCACACUCAGGGUGGAGCAGCAACAUCUUACAUUCUGUCCGGGUAGCCUCCAACCUGAUGGCAUGAAAGUUGAUUUCUCCUUCUCCUAAAAACAAAUUCACCUUCUCCUCCACUCUUCUUCUAUUCCCCACCCUGGCCUCUUGCUUCUUCUCACCUGCAUAUCACCUCCCUCCCUUUCUUCCAUGGGUCCACUCUCCUCUCCUAUCAGAUCCCUUCCUCUCCAGCCCUUUACCUUUCCUACCUGGCUUCACCUAUCACCUUCUAGAUAUCCUCCUGCCCCCUCCCCCCACCCUCUUCAGCCCUGAGGAAGGGUCUCAGCUCCAAACAUCAAUUGUUUACUCAUUUCUAUAGAUGCUACCUGACCUCCUGAGUUCCUCCAGCAUUUUGUGCGUGUGCUUUAGUUUUUCAGCAUCUGCAGAAUUUCUCAAGUAUAUGAUUAGCCCAUUCAGCCCAUCGUGUUUGCUCUGCGAUUCCAUCAUGGCUGAUCUCCCUCUAAAUCUCAUUCUCCUGUCUUCUCCCCAUAGGCUUUGAAACCCUUACUAAUCAAGAACCUAAUGAACUCCACUUUAAAUAUAACCAAUGACUUGGCCACCAGGCACCUGUGGCAGUAAAUCCCACUGAUUAACCACCCUCUGGCCAAAGAAAUUCCUUCUCACCGCUGUACUAAAGGGAUGACCCUCUAUCCUGAGACUGUGCCCUCUAUUCCCAGGCACCCCCCCAACUAUUGGAAACAUUUUUCCUAUGUCCACUCUAUCUAGCCCUUUCAGUAUUCAGAAGGUUUCAACUAGAUCUCGCUCAUUCUUUUAAACUCCAAACUAAUUUGCCACUUUACCAUUCAGUAAGAAGUUGAACUAUCUUCAGGCAGGACAGCUUGUUGGGAAAAAAGUUGAUUUUCUUGGAUCUUAAUUCAUAGAAAAUAAUCCAGAAAAAUAAAUUUAGCAUUUCCUGCUGUAUCGGCUCUUAAUCAGUAGUGUUACCCCUCCCUAUCCCACAACUUCCCCAUCACCCUAUAAUCUUCCCAAGUAUUUUUGUCCACAAGGAAUAGGAUCAGGAGAAGUCCAUUCAAAACCUCAAACCCGCCUCACUGUUUAACCUGAUAAAGUUUUAUCUGCUCCAAGCCUCAUCUCUAGCAACACAGAAUCAGGCCAUUUGCCCCCUCAAGUUUGCUCUGUCAUUCCAUUUAUUAUCAAAUUCUGCUUUAAAUACACCCAAUGACUUGAUGAAACAAUCCAGUAGUUUCUGUAGUGGACUCAUGAGUGGUGGGAGCUGAAUUGUAAUGUUCUGCAGGGAUCAUUUUCGCUAAUAGUGAAAAGAGUCACAUACCACCAGAACGGUCCCAGCAAUGAAAGUCUCCUCCAGUAUGGGGGUGGGGGGAGUGGAUGGCUUUCCUGGUAAGCUUGCUUCUGGGCCUGGCCCAGAUGUCCAUUCGUGGAUCCGGGUAGUGGGCAGUCAAGACCUUUGCUCAAGCUAACUGCCUGCCCCUCUUCCAGGGCUACGGUCGUGUCCGUAUGUUCUUGGAGAGGGAGGAUCCAAAUUACAAUGGGCACAGAGGAGGAUUUCCAAGAACAGUGGGCCACCAAGAAAUGUAGCAUUUUGCAGACAAUAGCAAUCCUAUUUUAAUUUGAAAUUGUCAAUAGUUUUGUAAACCUCUGAUUACUAUAUGUAUUUUGUAAGUGAAUAAACUUGUGUAUGUUUGUUAAAAA